Messenger RNA from Solanum stenotomum, 342 nucleotides. RefSeq names its product protein PELPK2-like. The transcript has a single exon. The record is from RefSeq and is a predicted model, not a curated record. Lineage: Eukaryota; Viridiplantae; Streptophyta; Magnoliopsida; Solanales; Solanaceae. The coding region runs from base 13 to 342 and encodes 109 amino acids.
CUUUCAACAAAUAUGGCUUAUUACUACAACCCAUCUUUUUUCUUCUUCUUAUUUGUCACUUUGUUUUUAACAAGUGAUUAUGUUAUUCAAUCAGACGCUCGUCAUCUUCUUGAAAUAACUCUACCUGAACUGCCACAUUUACCUGAAAUCCCAACUUUGCCUAAGCUUGAAUUCCCUGAAAUUCCAAAACCUGAGCUACCAACUCUACCAAAGCCCGAACUGCCAAAAAUCCCAAAGCCAGAGUUACGAACAUUGCCAAAACUCGCGAUACCUGUUAUUCCUAAGUCUGAAUUACCAACUUUGCCAAAGCUAGAAAUACCUCAAGUACCUAAAAAGCCUUGA